UUUUGGCAUUCUGUUUUUAUUUAUUUUUCUCUAAAUUUCUAAUUCUUGUUAUCUUUUUUUCUCUGACCGUCUGCUGUUCUCUUUAUUUUUCUUUAUAUUUCGUCGUUUUUAAUAAUUUUUUAAAAUUUUCUAUUCUUCAAAUUUUUAAAAAUUUUCUUCUUUAAGAAUGCCUAAAAAGAACAAAUUUCAACAAGAUAAAAUAAAAACUGAAGAGAAAAAUGAGGAGGAAAAGAAGGAUGAACAAAAGAAGUCGUUAAAGUUACCUCCUGGAAAAGACGAAAAAUGGUGGGAUAUAAGCACGUUUGGACCUGAAGAUAAUCCACAUGGGAUGGUUUGUGAAUCUUCUUUUGCAACUCUAUUUCCGAGAUAUCGAGAAAAAUAUAUUAGAGAGGUUUGGCCCUUAGUCUCAAAACUUUUAUCUGAACACCAACUCAAAGGCGAUUUGGAUUUAUUAGAAGGCACAAUGAUUGUCAAAACAACACGUAAAACUUGGGAUCCUUUUGUUUUGUAUAAAGCUCGAGAUUUGAUUAAAUUACUUGCUAGAAGUGUUCCUUUUGAACAGGCUCGCCGUGUUCUCGAAGACCAAAUAUUUUGUGACAUUAUUAAAAUUUCCUCAAUGGUUCAAAACCGUGAAAGAUUUGUAAAACGCAGAGCUCGGUUAGUUGGACAAAAUGGGGCAACACUUAAAGCAGGGCUCUCAUCGACAAAAUGCCACUCAAAAGUAUCAAAAUCUUGA
This is a messenger RNA of Meloidogyne enterolobii, 736 nucleotides long. The record is from the annotation of a GenBank genome assembly. Lineage: Eukaryota; Metazoa; Nematoda; Chromadorea; Rhabditida; Meloidogynidae.